Messenger RNA from Helicoverpa armigera (cotton bollworm), 5405 nucleotides. RefSeq names its product mucin-7-like. Lineage: Eukaryota; Metazoa; Arthropoda; Insecta; Lepidoptera; Noctuidae. Bases 1 to 603 code for a protein of 200 amino acids. The record is from RefSeq and is a predicted model, not a curated record. The transcript is spliced from 5 exons.
AUGACACGCCCCACCACCGUAUUUACGCUCACAUCCUCAGCUAGCCAAAGUAGUAACGCUAGUCAAACCUCAGGCGGUGCUCCGCUGUCGUGUUGCUCAACGCCUCCGCCCCCCUUCGAAGAAGCACCACCUCCUCGAACCAGUCGCACCAACUCUUCGUCAACUACGUCUUCGAGUGCGUCCGGGAGACGUCGCGGGGCGUCUAGUGCGGCCAGUGUGAUGACCACUUCGUCGGCCUCUUCGCUCGCACUGACGCCUGCUGCGUUGAGCAGCGCGCGUAGUAAUGAGGCCAGUGUAUGCUGGACGCCGCCCGCGUCUGUGGAAGGUUCUACUCCAACUUGGACGGAGGGCACGCCUAGCUUCACUGAAUCCAGUAGUAGUGAGCAAGGCUACCCAAUAACUCCAGCUCGCGGCGCGACGCCGUGCGACGGCCGACGCUCUCCCCGGCCCCCGCCGCCGCCCGCGCGAGCCCUCCCACCAACCACCAUCAACUGUCUUACCAGCGAAGUGGUGGAAAUGACACACUUAAGAUCUGAAACUUCAAGGAUUACAAUAUCAAGUUAUGAAAUACACACCAGAGAAGAUGAAGAGGAACCAUGUUAGUUAUAAGUUAAUCCAAGCAAUUUCGCAACUAAUUUUUGUAGAUUUAUUGCAAUAUAAUCGUUGAAAAGCUCAAGAGCCAUGGAGACCAACUGUGGAUUUCAAUAACCGAUUCGUAGUUUUGGAUUGAAGAUUGAAUUUUGGCAUAAGCUUCGUAUAAUUUAUGUCAAAUUUCCAUCUGUUAUCGCAAAACAAUAGAUAGAUUUAUUAUUGAAAUUCGCAGUAAUUUAGCUCACGUGUUUCGUAGGUUUAGAAGUUUGUCAGUUCAAAAAAUGUUAUUGAUUGAUAACUGCCGAAUUAGAUUGUGAAAAUAAACACGAGUUAAAGGGAGUUAAAUAAAUUGGCAUAUAUGUAAAAUGGGUCAAAUUAUUAGCCAGUUUUACGUAAUGGGACGGAUGAAGGAUUAUACUGAUGAAGGAUUGAUAAUGGCACAAAAAUUAUACUAAUUAGAAAUCUCAAGAACAAAGACUUAGGCCUAUUCAAACGGUCAAAUAAAUUAGAAAAAUUAUACACAAUUUAACUAGAAAAUUAUAAAUUCUUCGAUAAGAAUUAUAUUGCAAUAAAUGAGUACAAAUUAUUAUGUAUCUGCUAAUUAUAUUUAACUGUUAUGAAGCUUAAAUGUAAACGUUGAAAUCAGUAUUGUAUUCGGUGCUUUACUAAAGAUGGCCACUGAACAUCAAAAAAUAUUUGAAAGACUCACCAGCGGAAUUUUAGAGCAGGUCGAAAGAUAUUUGUGUCUUAUCUAAAUACCCUAAAAGUUCAUAUUUCAUUGACAUGUCUAGAAAAACGACACAACCCUAGAUCAGUUACUUUUACAUAAGAAGAAUCAAUAUGCUUGCAAUUUGAUGUAUAUAAGAAACAUAAAAUAUUUUGAAACGCACUCCGUUUGAUCGAAUCAAAUGAACAAAGGACUAAAUCUAUAACAAGAACUUAUAUUUGUUUAAAUGAAGAGAGGUGAAAUUAAUAAAUAAACCAACAACAAGAAAAACAUAUUUGAUACAAUGAAUACAAUAUGAAUAUACCAUUCCCGUAUCUAUUGAUCCCGUUGGUGACCUUGAAUGUACUUAAGUUCUCUUGAAUCUGCUUUAAUAUCAUAUAGUUUAUUUCUUUCUCGUACCACUGAGACGUAGCCUGAUAAACCAUUUAAUAAAUGUUCAGGAAUUUUAAUUAAGUUUCUACAGUUUAUACGAAGUACGUAAUCUGUUAAUUUUUAAGGAAAUUACAUUUAAAUCGUAAUGGAAGUCUGAAAACCAAUAGGUACCUUGACCCUUUGUAUGUCGGAGCGCAGAUAUACGCGAGACACAAUUAUUUUCUUUUUUUUAUAAUUAGCGACAUACAAGCAGUCAAAUCAUUUUUCUUCUCUGAUAUAUUGUAAAUGAGAUUUAUUUAAGUUUGAGUAAGGCCAAGUAAAAAUGUCUCGAAUCCCAACGUAGCCAAAACUUUUGAAGCAGCGAGUUGCCAUCUUUAAAGUAAUUGUAUCAUUAAAAUUAUAUUACUCGAUAUAUUAUUAUUAGAAUAAGAAUCUACCCACUGCCAUUGUUGUUAAUUUUAAUAUUUUGAAUGGUACCUAAUUCUAAAAUUGUAAUACAAAAUGCUAAUAUGACAAUUGAUUAAUACUACAGCUGAUUAAUACGACAGUGCGUUAAUUAUGAUGAUGAUAUGACACUUCAUUAAUACUACGAAUAAAUUAUGAUUAUGAAAUAAAAGCUACUAGAAGUUUCCAAAUAAAAUAGUAUAGUAGGUGCCAUUCAAAAAUAUCAAUAAAAUACGUUAGUUAGGAAUAAUAUCGUGGAAUCUAUAAUUUGAAAAAGGAAGGUGCAAAAAAGUUCGUCUUAGUUUAUUCUUUGUUUAAUUAUGUACUCCAAAUCAGUAUUUUUUAAUCUUAUAUGGGGCAACUAUAUUUUCUUGCCUGUUAUACAAAUAUUUAACAUGUUAGGUAACUAGACUUCAUAUUUCUGAACGCCUUUAAGCUAUACAAAAUACUGAGACCCAGAUAUUCGACAUUCAAGACAUUAUUCAGCAUUGUGUCGGAUUGCCGUCCCGUCGGGCUAUGAGAGUGAAGGAAUAGUAAAUGCACCUGUGUCUGCGCAAAUGCUAGUGCACUAUAAUAUGUCCUGCGCAGCUGGCUGAUCUCCUUAAAUGAGAACAGCCGCCAUGGGUGAAAUCGGCCUUGGACGUCAUAAUUUUAAUUCAACUUUCAACUUCGAUCGGUUCAAGUCAAAAUAUAUGCAGUCUAGUUACCUAUUAUGUUAUUUUAGACGUAAUUACUCUUAAUCGGUGUUUGUCUUAAGACGUUAAGUUAUUACAAUUUAAACGUUGUUACUGUUGAAAUCAACUAUUUUCCAUUUGAGUUAAUUAAUAAUCGAAUUUUCUACUCAUUUAGAAUCUAUACGUAUUACUCUAUAUUAAAGAGAAAGGUUAAGGCUUUAUUACUAUGCUCUUAAUCUAUGCAGCCAUUAUAAAAAAUGACUUAUUAAAUUAUUUUCAAAACAGCAAUACACGUAAUUUUAUGUUCUACUGUUUUGUAAAAGGGUCAUUUAAUAUUUUAUUUAUAAAACUGUAAUAGUUAAUUUCAACUAGUAUUCGAAUAUAAAGUUUUACUUAAAUUUUAUUUUUGUCAUCACUUAUGUUACGUUUUACUUUUCAUGUUUAGUUCUUUUGAUAGACUGAUUUUAACUAUUUUAGAUCUGAUUUUUAUAAUAUUAUAAACUUACAAAAUUAAUUUAUACAAAACAUUUUGUAGUUUAUGAUUCAUAACCAGUAUCAUUCUUUUAAUUUUUAAGUAGACCAAUCUUAUUUUCUAUUUAGUAAAAUAAUCAUGCUCAUUUUAUUUCUUUAUUUCAUAAUUUUCAUUCUAAUUAUAUUUUCAUUUUAAUUCACUUAGUUAAGUUACUCAGGAUAUAUUUUUUACUAACUCAAAUGUAUGGUACAAAAAUAUUAAAAUGUUGAAAAUGUAUAUCGUAUUGUAAGCGCUUAUAGCAAUACGCAAUUUAAAAAUUAAUCAAUCAUCUGUCGAAUUAUACAAAUUAAAUUAGCCUUUUUAUGUUCAAUAUCAUAAUUAAAUUAAAAAUCAUUCUACAAAAUAAAUAUUUUUUGUCAGAAAAAUGAUUUUUCCACGCAUUUUUUUUAAUAUGUGGCGUUCCUCAUGAUCUUUCAAAAAUAUUAUUUGUGCUAUACGUAAAAAAAACAUCUGAUUCUAGGUAAAUCAAUUUAUGAAAUAUACUUAAUGUAUUUUGAAGUAUGUAAACUUCCAUAACGUUAACGUACUAUGUAGUUCACAAAACAUAUUUAAUGAUUGUUUUCGAAACUGCAACCAUUAAGAGGUCCCACUCUACUUUGCUCAAAAUUGAAUUUCCCAACAAUACAUCUUAGUACCUUGGGCAGUCGCUCCAUAUGUCACACUGGUACUCAGCUGCAUCCAGUAAGUCUGGAAGCCGACCCCAACAUAGUUGGGAAAAGGCUCGGGAGAUGAUGACAUCUCAGUCCCUUGUUAAAUGCAUACUAUUUGCAAUAAUUUUAAUUAUAUAAUACUGCGCAUAGAAUUUAUGCACAGUCACACAAUAGGCUUUCGUAUCAACUUUAAUGUUUAAUAUCUCAAUGAAAGUUCUGCUUAUAUUUUAUAUUGUUAUGUGAGUUCAUGAGAAUGCAUAAGAUAGUUUAUGCAACGAGCCUAGUAACUGAGGUUUAUGGGGACUUUCAUUCUUACUUCAUACAACAUGAUUGGAUGUCCCUAUAUGCAAGUUAUUGCAAUCUAAAACUUAAUUUCCUAUUCAUAAAUAUGAAUAGAUAUAGUAUUGCAAUAUGUAAAACACUGUUAUUCGGCUUUAUCUUGUUGACUGUGUGUGUUUUACAUUUAAAACACAGAAAACAGUUUUACUUUGAAUUUAUAUAGUACCUAUCUAUCCGUAAUGACAUUGAGCAAAUAUCAAAACUAAAUCUCUGAUCGAAAAUCUACGGAAAGAUGGUUAUUAAAUUUACCGUUAAUUAACAGUGAAUCCAAUAAAAUCAUAAUAUUUUAUUUCUUUGUUUUUGCAUCAAUUUUCCAUCGGGAAAAUUGGUUAAUCAUUAAAUAAUUUUAACGGCAUACGACAGUUGAUUAAAUUGUAUUAAUUAAUUAAUUAAUCGUAGUAAUUAAAUCAGUAUUUAUUUUUUAAACAAUUAUUGGUCCAUUUGAAAUAUUCCACCGAUAUGUAAUCAAUGUUCUGUAGUUUUAGGAAAUGGGGUAUCAAGUUUUAGUUUACAUUAGAAUCCUUUCAAAUACUUCUAUUAAAACUUUUAUUGGGAUUUGUAUAUGCCAACAUUUAUUCAAAAAAACAAAAUCAUUCAAUCAAAUUAGGCUGAAAGUAAUCACUUUUAGAACGUCAAAAAGAUACAAAGACAGCCCCCAAAACGCCCACCCUUCACCACUUCCUAUGUGUUUUUGCCGGGAAGAAGAAGUGGCGCAACAAACUCCCCAGCAACACAUGUCUGUCUGUUUGGUGCAUUAUUUUAGGCACAUUUUUUACACAAAGUAUAGAUGAAAAUAUCUAAGUUCUAUGCUAAAUGGAUUACAAAAUCAUGACCGCUAUUUGUAAAAUCCGUUUUUCUUGUAUUCAUAUUUUUUUUAUGCGUAUUUAAUUUGUGAGCUAGUACUUGAUAUCCCAAUGAUUGUUGUGUAAUAAUAAUGUAAUUGUACAAAACGUUUUGUAACUUGUUGAAACUUUGCUAGUGCUGUACCCUUAUAUGUCGAUAAAUAAAUGUAUUUGUAUCCUGUGUACUUAUCUGUAUAUCGCGAGAAAAUAUUUGAAUUAAAUGCGUAUUUCCAA